AUGAAAGAGCAAAGAGGAUGAGAUGGAGGAGACAAACCAGACAGCCGUGAUGGACUAUGUCCUGCUGGGGCUCCAUGGGCACCAUGACCUAGAGAUGGUCCUGUUUGUGCUUUGCCUGGGCAUCUACUGCAUGAAUCUGCUGGGGAACUCCCUCCUCAUGGUGCUGAUCAUGCUGAACCCCCACCUGCACAACCCCAUGUACUUCUUUCUCAGCAACCUCUCCCUCAUAGACAUCUGUGGCACCUCCUCUUUCACACCUCUCAUGCUCACCAACUUCCUACAAACCAGAAGUACCAUCUCCUUCCCAGCCUCCUGUGUGCUGCAGAUGUUCUUGACCCUUGCUUUGGGUGCUACAGAGUGCCUUCUCCUGGCUGCAAUGGCCUAUGACCGUUAUGUGGCUAUCUGCCACCCACUCAGGUACACAGAGCUCAUGACUGGACAGAUGUGCUGGCAGAUGGCAGUGCUGAGCUGGGGGACAGGCUUUGUCAACUCAUUGCUACAGUCCAUCCUGAUCUGGCGCCUCCCCUUCUGUGGCCACAAUGUCAUCAACCACUUCUUCUGUGAGAUCUUAGCAGUGCUGAAACUUGCCUGUGGGGGCAUCUCCCUUAAUGCCCUGGUAUUGAUGGUGGCUACAACCAUCCUGACAGUGACCCCUCUCUUGCUCAUCUGUCUCUCCUACAUUUUCAUCCUGGCUGCCAUCUUUCGGGUUCCCUCUGCUUCAGGCCGGCGCAAAGCCUUCUCUACCUGCUCUGCACACCUUACAGUGGUGGUGAUAUUUUAUGGGACCAUCUACUUUAUGUACCUCAAGCCUAAGGCAAAGAAUCCCAAUGUGGAUAAGAUUACCACACUGUCUUAUGCAGUCAUGACACCUUCACUGAACCCCAUCAUCUACAGCCUAAGAAAUGCAGAGGUGAAAGCAGCUGUCACUUCUCUGCUUGGGGGAGUUCUGCGCACCAGGAAAUUAGCCAACUUUUACCGUUGCCCUCUGUCAGGAUAA
This is a messenger RNA of Ictidomys tridecemlineatus (thirteen-lined ground squirrel), 997 nucleotides long. NCBI's taxonomy places the organism in Eukaryota, Metazoa, Chordata, Mammalia, Rodentia, Sciuridae. The record is from RefSeq and is a predicted model, not a curated record.